Molecule: messenger RNA, 2061 nt
Organism: Wickerhamiella sorbophila
Lineage: Eukaryota; Fungi; Ascomycota; Dipodascomycetes; Dipodascales; Trichomonascaceae
Product: putative ATP-dependent RNA helicase DHR2
Exons: 1
Coding region: 1-2061 (686 amino acids)
Cellular component (GO): intracellular anatomical structure; catalytic step 2 spliceosome
Molecular function (GO): RNA binding; ATP binding
Source: RefSeq, a predicted model, not a curated record
AUGGCCCAGAUUGGCAUUUCGCCCAGACCCACUAAACUCGGAAAUGCCCCAGACGGAUUUGUCAUGAAAACUGUCGAUUUCAGCGACAGUGAAGAUUCGGAUGCUUUGCCCAAACAAAGAUCGAGUGUCGCCUAUGAGGAGAUAUUGAGACAGAGAAGGCGGCUGCCGAUGUAUAAGGGUCGAAAGGCAGUGACUGAGGCCGUGCUGGCCAGUCAAGUGACGGUUAUCAUUGGUGAGACCGGUUCGGGUAAAUCAACGCAGCUGCCCCAGCUGUUGCUUGACGUAGACCCCAAACAGCGAAUUGCUGUUACACAACCACGAAGAGUCGCUGCCAUGAGCCUGGCCACCCGAGUUGCCGCCGAAAUGCAGACAGGACUGGGGGAAAGAGUCGGGUACCAAGUGCGUUUUCAAGCCAAGCUUGGGCUCCAAACUGUUCUCAGAUACGUCACGGACGGUAUGCUCUUGCGUGAGAUCAUGAUCGAUCCGAAUUUGAGACGCUACACUACGAUUAUUAUUGACGAAGCCCACGAACGCACCGUAACGACUGAUUUGUUGUUGGGGCUCUUGAAACAGAUCCUGGCCAACCGGCCUCAGCUUAGGGUGGUUGUAAUGUCUGCCACGCUAGAUGCAGAAACUUUCUCAGAGUUUUUUGGCGGCGCCCGCAUCCUUUAUGUUGAAGGUAAAACUUAUCCGGUUGAGCGCUUUUAUCUCAAGGCCGAAGAAUCGAAUUUAGUCGAAGCAACUGUCAAGGCAGUUGAACAGGUCAAUUCCACACAGCCGACGGGUGAUGUACUUGUAUUUCUUUCUGGCCAAGAUGAGAUUGAGGCCACUGCGGAGCAGCUUCACUCGCGGGCGCCCAAUCGGCCCAAUAAUGUGCCCAAGAUCUGGGCUGUACCCCUAUACGCCGCUUUGCCCGAGCGUGCUCAGCAGAAAGCAUUCGCAGAAACACCCGCUCGCACCCGUAAGGUUGUUUUGGCUACGAAUAUUGCCGAGACGUCUUUGACAAUCCCCGGCAUUCGAUAUGUCAUUGAUGGCGGACGCCGCAAGGUGCGGGUCUACCGAUCAAAGCUAGGGCUGGACAGUUUACUACCGGUUUCUAUUUCGCAAGCAUCAGCAGCGCAGCGAAUGGGCCGAGCUGGGCGUGAGGCUCCGGGCAAGUGCUUUAGGUUAUAUCUCGAGUCAGACUACAUGAAAAUGGCCCCCCACACAGAACCUGAGAUUGCAUUGUGUCCUGUUUCAGGGCCUGUUUUGACUUUGAAAAAUGCAGGCGUUGAUAACGUGUAUGAGUUUCCGUGGAUUCAAACGCCCAACCAGCGGUCCGUGGCCAAUGCUUUGCUACAGCUAUACGCGCUGGGCGCCCUUGAUUCAGCCGGUAAAAUCACCAAGUUCGGCAGCAAGAUGUCUGUUUUACCCGUGGAUCCAGCGCUUGCUGCCGUGCUUGUCCAUGCUGUUGAUCAGGAAGUGCAUGUACGUGACGCCGUAAUUGACAUUGCUGCAUGUCUAAAUGUUCCAGACCUGCUGCUGACACCGCCUGUAGCCAAGCAAGGAGAGGUUGCGGAAGCCAGAGCAGAAUUAUUUCCUGCUGCAGCCCAAUAUGGCGAUUUAAUUUUGGUGAAACAAAUAUACGAUGCCUACGAGUCUCUAGUAGCAUCCGGUGCAGGCCGCCGCGAUGUUCGCGAUUGGUGUGCUCGUAUCGCCGUCUCGCCGCGUGCCAUGCAGUCGGUCAACCAAAUCCGGGCGCAGUUGCGAAGAUACUUACGCCUUACUCGCGAGCGCGAUCAAGCGGACGAGGACACGAUUGACUACGAGUUAAUCAUUAAGAGCUUCCUGCGAGGCUACCCCACCAACACUGCCGUGGGCCUGGCAGACCGCCGUUAUCAAUCUACAGUGAACAAUCAGCCUAUCAACAUUCACCCUAGCAGCUCGCUUUUUGGACGUCGCUCAGCGGCAAUUAUGUACUUGGAGUAUGUCUUUACCACUAAGGCCUACGCCCGAGUAGUCUCCCCGGUCGAGCUCGACUGGCUGAGAGAGGUUGCCCCUAAUCUACUAGGUAGCAAAUAG